AUGUCGCUCGAGGACUCUUCUCCCCGUUCCGAAGCUGCCAAUGCUGCUACUCGGCCGCGGAGGAUCUGGACACCGGCCGAGGACGCAAUACUGAAAGCCCUUGUAUCCCAUUACGGUGACGCAAGGGGCCCGCAGAGCAGGUGGAAGGACAUUGCCGCAGGCCUGCAAGAUCGCACUGCCAAGGACUGUCGCAAACGCUGGUUCCACUCACUUGAUCCGUCAUUAAGGAAAGGCAGAUGGACACCACAAGAGGAUCAGGUCUUGUUGUCAGCAUACAACCGUCUAGGUCCCGCCUGGCAUGAUAUCGCUGUUCUCAUACCUGGAAGGAAAGACGACCAGUGUGCAAAGAGAUACAACGACAUUCUCAAUCCUCAGGCGAAAGACCGUCUGAGUCACUGGAGUCCCUUGGAAGACGAUAUCCUUAGAGAAGGCGUCCAGACACUGGGUCACCGCUGGUCCGCAAUAUCGGCUAAGCUACCCGGCCGCCCUCCCCUUACAUGUCGCAACAGGUGGAGGGCACUAUCCAGACACUCCAAGGGCUCGCCUUCAACUAGCACGCCGUCGUCAACAGCUUGCCAAAUGUCAGCAAGUGAGAAUGGUAUCUCACCCGAGACCCAGGACCUGGCUACACCAUCAGCUGCAAUCGAUGCAGAAAUGCCUAAUCAACUCGAUCUCGGCAACCUUAGUUCGGGCAUGAUCGACACCAAUACAAGUUUGGCAGAUGAUGCCAUGAACUUUGUGUCAGAUCCCGGACACUUUCCAGAGAUUUCCACGCAGUCUCACAUUACAGAGGACAAUGAUGCCAGUACCCUAGGCGUCAUUGAGGACACCGAAGCAACCCAACGCCAAUCAUAUCAAGGCGUGUCGUCCGACAGCUCUGACUGCGCUUCGACACCACCGAGAUCAGGAUGGGACACUGCCCCGGAAGUGCCGCUUGCUGGUCGACAACUCGGACCUCGAGGAACAGCAUCCAGACCAAGACCUACGCGGCCUCCACAGUCAUCAAACUCGAGUACAUAUUCAGAUACCCUGCUGCGCCACAGCAACAGCAAGUCGUGCAUCAUCAUCACCACUACCACCAUCAUCACCAUCAUCAUCAUCACCACCAUCAUCAACAGGAGUCCAAUGCACUUAGACAGUUUGAACAACAAGCUGAAGCACAGUCAAUGA
Messenger RNA from Colletotrichum gloeosporioides, 1170 nucleotides. Its product is annotated as Myb-like DNA-binding protein BAS1. The coding region runs from base 1 to 1170 and encodes 389 amino acids. NCBI's taxonomy places the organism in Eukaryota, Fungi, Ascomycota, Sordariomycetes, Glomerellales, Glomerellaceae. The record is from RefSeq and is a predicted model, not a curated record. The transcript has 4 exons.